AUGGCUGUUAUGUCUCGCCUCCUGCCGCUUUUCGGCUAUUCCACAUUCGCAAUUUUCCUCCUUGUUCUAAUCGCGACGCCUACCGACGCGCUACGCAAGCGUAAUCCUGUAAAGCGCGCCAAACGAUGCCGUCCUCAGACCUCUACGUUGGUUUCAGCCAGCGCCACCCCGUCGAGCUCCACUCCGGCCCCGGCAACCACUUCUUCCUAUUAUUCCGCCCCAGCCGAAUCAACCCCCGAGCCUACUACCAAGGCCGCCGAGCCACCACUUCCCAAGCACCUGAGCCUACCACCUCGGAGCCAGCUUCGACCUCUCAAUCUGUCGUUCCCGCUCCCAUCAGUACCAGCAAGCUCUUUUGGCCUGGACCAGCGGUCCUACCGACUUGGAGAAGUUUGCAUAUGGAACCGAGUUGGAGGCGUGUACACUUGGAGUCCUUACAAUCCAGAUACCACCGGAAAACUCGGCAUUCGUUUCCUCCCGAUGCUUUGGGGAACUAAGCAAAAGUCUUCCUUUACAGAACAAGUCAAGUCUGUCACUGGCGAGUAUAUUUUGGGUUUCAAUGAACCAAACCAGGGAGACCAGUCCAACAUGAGUGCUGCGGACGGUGCUGCUCUGUGGAAAAGCAUGAUUCUGCCGCUGAAGGCAAAGGGUGCCAAGCUGAUCUCCCCUGCUACUACAUCGGCACCAUCCGGUAAACAGUGGAUUAAGGACAUGAUGAAUGCUUGUGGUGAAGACCGUGCCAGUUUGAUUUUAUUGGCUUGCACUGGUGGUCCUCAGUGCACCAAGCAACAAACCGAAACGUUCCAUUACACCAUGGGUGCUUGGUUCGAUCAGCAUGAGGGUGUUGCAAUGUACAGCCCAUUCGGUUUCAUGAAGGAUAUGGGUAAUGUCAACCCCGACAACCAGCUCAUGAACCAAGACGGGACUCCCAACAACCUGGGUAAUUGGUACCUUUACCACGAGUAA
Rhizoctonia solani is the source of this 966-nucleotide messenger RNA. Its product is annotated as glycoside hydrolase family 128 protein. The coding region runs from base 1 to 966 and encodes 321 amino acids. Lineage: Eukaryota; Fungi; Basidiomycota; Agaricomycetes; Cantharellales; Ceratobasidiaceae. Gene Ontology annotation, biological process: fungal-type cell wall polysaccharide metabolic process. Gene Ontology annotation, cellular component: fungal-type cell wall. The record is from RefSeq and is a predicted model, not a curated record. The transcript has 8 exons.